Messenger RNA from Talaromyces stipitatus ATCC 10500, 1104 nucleotides. RefSeq names its product DUF618 domain protein. Gene Ontology annotation, biological process: mRNA 3'-end processing. Gene Ontology annotation, molecular function: RNA polymerase II C-terminal domain binding. The record is from RefSeq and is a predicted model, not a curated record. Gene Ontology annotation, cellular component: RNA polymerase II, holoenzyme. Lineage: Eukaryota; Fungi; Ascomycota; Eurotiomycetes; Eurotiales; Trichocomaceae. The transcript is spliced from 5 exons. Bases 1 to 1104 code for a protein of 367 amino acids.
AUGGCUUACAACGACGACUCUGUCAAAGCAAAACUGUCUGCGCUCAACGAAACCCAGGAGGGUAUCGUGACUGUCGCGCAAUGGGUUAUACGCCAUGCAGAUCGUACUGUGCAGCUCUGGUUACAGAAACUUCGAGACUCCCCUGCAAAUAAGAAGCUCAAUCUCAUCUACCUUGCCAAUGAAGUUGCGCAACAGUCUAAAGCGAGACGGAAAGACGAUUUUAUAAUUGCUUUUUCACCGGUCAUCGCGGAAGCCACAGCAAUUGCAUACAAAGGCGCAUCCAACGACAUUCAACAGAAGCUUCGUCGAGUCGUUGAAGUUUGGAGACAACGUGGUGUAUUCGAAUUGCCGAUUCAAGAAGCUGUAGAAGCUCGUGUCAAUGAAUUGGACAAAAACCGCUCUUCCGGGAAAAAGCCCCUACUCGGUGGGUCGCUUUUCAGUUCAGGCUCUGUACCACCCGAGUUGCAGCCUCUUGUACAACUUCAGGUCAAUGUUUCGAAGGGUUCUGUGGCAUCCGGUACGGCGGUUAAUACAGCCAACGCCGAGUUUGACAAAAUGAACGAUCCUAGCGCGCCAACGCCUCCAGCCCCGGUGCAUGCGGCCCGUUUGAGCCAAUUGCUCAAGUCAUUGGCAAAUGCCGAAAGUUCAGUGUCCGAGAUUAUUAAAUCACGUCAAGCGCUCAUGGAAGGUCUUGAAAAGAUGCUUGAAAGCAAUCGUACUGCCCUUUCCAGGGAGACCGCUCUUUUGACUCAAAUGGGUGAAAGAAAGGCCGAAACCGAAAUGAGAAAACGCGAAGUCGAGGAGGCGAUUAUGCGCGGUCUUUCUGCGGAGGAGUCUUCGACGCCGGCUGACAAUGCAGGCGGUCCAGAACAUGAGCCAGCUCGGCCCACCGUUGAAGCCCUAACACCACCGCCUGUAGAGUCACUGACCCCUACUGGAUCACCCACACGACAAGGAAAUGAGAAUAACGGCGAUACACAACAGCCUCAGCCGCAUCCUUUCACGUUAUCGGACGAUCAUCAGAUGGAUUGGUCUGUGGAUAUGCAUGGGUCUAGUCUAUCGCUCGAUGAAGCUAAUGACCAGUCUAGGAAUGGGCUCAAUUGA